GAAAGGCCUGGAGAGCACAGCGCCCCAGCUCUUGGCUAAGCUGCGACCUUCCUUGCUGGCAUCAUGGCCACCCAGACCUGCUCCCCGAUCUUCUCUUCUGGGUCUGUCAAGGGCCUCUGUGGCUCGGCGGCCAGCGCUUCGCGGGUGUCCUCCGCCUGCUCCAUGGGCUCCUGCAGGACUCCCAGUCUUGCCGGUGCUGCGGGGGCUGCCUCCUCCACCAGGAUGGGCUUCUCCAGCCCCGGGAGCUGCUCCUACCUGUCUUCUGGGUGCCAGCCCUCUGGCUUUGCUGGGAGUGGGGCCUGGUUCUGCGAGGGCUCCUUCAACGGCAGCGAGAAGGAGACCAUGCAGUUCCUGAACGACCGCCUGGCCAACUACCUGGAGAAGGUGCGGCAGCUGGAGCGGGAGAACGCAGAGCUGGAGUGCCGCAUCCGCGAGUGGUACGAGUCCCAGAUCCCGUACAUCUGCCCGGACUACCAGUCCUACUUCAAGACCAUCGAGGAGCUGCAGCAGAAGAUCCUGAUGACCAAGGCUGAGAAUGCCAGGCUGAUCCUGCAAAUUGACAACGCCAAGCUGGCUACCGACGACUUUCGGACCAAGUACGAGACGGAGCUGGGCCUGCGGCAGCUGGUGGAGGCCGACACCAACGGCCUGCGCAGGAUGCUGGACGAGCUGACCCUGUGCAGGGCCGACCUGGAGGCCCAGGUGGAGUCCCUCAAGGAGGAGCUUCUCUGCCUCAAGAAGAACCAUGAGGAGGAAGUCGGCACACUCCGGUGCCAGCUCGGGGACCGGCUGAACGUGGAGGUGGACGCCGCCCCCCCAGUGGAUCUCAACAAGGUCCUGGAGGAGAUGCGGUGCCAGUAUGAGGCCCUGGUGGAGAAUAACCGCAGAGACGUGGAGGCCUGGUUCAACACCCAGACCCAGGAGCUGAGCCAGCAGGUGGUGUCCAGCUCCGAGCAGCUGCAGUGCUGCCAGACGGAGAUCAUCGAGCUGAGACGUAACGUCAACGCCCUGGAGAUCGAGCUGCAGGCCCAGCACAGCAUGCGGAACUCCCUGGAGUCCACCCUGGCGGAGACCGAGGCCCGCUACGGCUCCCAGCUGGCCCAGAUGCAGUGCAUGAUCAGCAACGUGGAGAACCAGCUGGCGGAGAUCCGCUGCGACCUGGAGCGGCAGAACCAGGAGUACCAGGUCCUCCUGGACGUCAAGGCCCGGCUGGAAUCGGAGAUCGCCACCUACCGCCGCCUGCUGGAGAGUGAGGACUGCAAGCUUCCUGCCCACCCCUGCGCCACGGAAUGCAAGCCCGCCGCUAGGGUUCCUUACACCUCGAGCAUGACCUGCGGCCCGGCUCCCCAGGUCAGCAGCACCCAGAUCCGCAGCGCCAAGGACGAGAUCAGAGACGGGAAAGGCAUGUCCUCCAGGGAGCACAUGAAGUCCUGCCAGCUGUAGCCGGCCACGCGGCCCGCCAGGGCGCAUGCACCUGGGCCCGCAGGAGGGAGGACGCCCCUGUGGCCCCCAGCUCCCAACGACCCCGCUUCCCUGGAGGGGCUCCCCGCCGAGCAGGUUUUUCUACCAGAAUACUUCUUACAUGGUGUUUCUGAGUUUCACUGCUUUUAUGCAUGCAAAGUAGCUUCCCCUGGAGAGUCACCCAAUAAAGCGUUCUUCUGGCAUAGCAAA
Phyllostomus hastatus (greater spear-nosed bat) is the source of this 1671-nucleotide messenger RNA. It is a transcript of the gene KRT36, whose product is annotated as keratin 36. The coding region runs from base 64 to 1443 and encodes 459 amino acids. Lineage: Eukaryota; Metazoa; Chordata; Mammalia; Chiroptera; Phyllostomidae. The transcript has 7 exons. Gene Ontology annotation, molecular function: structural molecule activity. The record is from RefSeq and is a predicted model, not a curated record.